This is a messenger RNA of Coniosporium apollinis CBS 100218, 747 nucleotides long. RefSeq lists its product as uncharacterized. Bases 1 to 747 code for a protein of 248 amino acids. The record is from RefSeq and is a predicted model, not a curated record. NCBI's taxonomy places the organism in Eukaryota, Fungi, Ascomycota, Dothideomycetes. The transcript has a single exon.
AUGCCGUUCCCCUCCUCCAUCAGCCCUCCAGCCAUCUUUCCAAUCUACCUCCUCCCCUCCCUGCCCUUCCGACGCCGAUCGAGCACCUCGACCACCGUCCCAGACCUCUCCUCCUCACCAACGUCGCCAACAUCAUCGACGUCCUCCAGCCCGCCCGCCCCCUCCUACCUCGCCGACACGACCUCCCACCUCCGCUGCGCCCGCUGCCUCACCGACCUGGCCCCCUCCUCCAGCAUCAUCAGCAAAGGCUUCACGGGCCGCCACGGCCGCGCCUAUCUCGUCUCCCCACCCACGACCGCCCAGCUCCUCACUCUCGGCAUCCGGCCAUCGUCGAUCGCCCAGCGCGACCAGGGCAACCUGGUCAAUACGCACGUCCACAAGGCCGUCCCGAGACAGCUCGUCACGGGCGCGCAUACCGUGGCGGAUAUCAGCUGUGCGGUCUGUGGGAGCGUGGUAGGCUGGAAGUAUGUUGAUGCUGUGGAGGAGGGGCAGAGGUAUAAGGUGGGGAAGUUUAUUCUGGAGACGAGGAGGAUUUGUAGGGGGGUUAGUUGGGAGGAGGAGGGGGUGGGUGGGGGGUCGGUGGGGGGUGGAAGAGGGAAAGGAGGGGCCGAUGAGGAGGUCGAGUUUGAUAGUCAGGAUGAGGAUGAGUGUGAGGAUCUCUUCUCCGGGGUGUGGACGCCGCAGUUGGCGCUGAAGCGGAGGACGGCGAGGGAUAGGAGGAGGGGUUGGAUGGAACGGGGAGAUUAA